Molecule: messenger RNA, 999 nt
Organism: Mercenaria mercenaria
Lineage: Eukaryota; Metazoa; Mollusca; Bivalvia; Venerida; Veneridae
Exons: 4
Coding region: 243-659 (138 amino acids)
Molecular function (GO): calcium ion binding
Source: RefSeq, a predicted model, not a curated record
UCAAAACUAACCGUCUAAAGUUAAUAUCUGUAAUUCAGAAAUAUUUAUGGAUUACUAGCUAUAUAUGUAUUUGAAAUUACUGUUGUUGUUUUUGCUCAUACUUUUAUGCGGGAUUAACCGUUAAUUUGAAUAAUUUUGGCAUUGUUAAGACACUUUUUUGCUUUUAAGUGUUAUUGUUCAUUUUAGAAGAACGGGUUUCUCGCGUGUUCAGUGUCUUCAGAACGGUCAUAUGCUAUACAGCUAUGUCGGAACGCGCGCGUGGUAGAUUUCAUUCAAUGUACUUCAAAUUCCGUGUUCAAAGAACAUUUGCCAAGAAACCGGAGACUGAGUGUCUAGCCAAAGAAUGCUACUUGAAAGAAGACCAGCUAAAAUUAAUUCUUCAAUCCUUCUCUGCACUGGAUGAGAAUGGAGACGGCAAGAUAUCAAAACGAGAAAUUGCGAGAGCAUACAAACUUGCUGGUUUCAAUCCCUCGAAGACAGAUCUUGAAGAAAUUGUGGGUCAACAUGAUGCAAACGAUGAUGGAUACAUAGAUUUUGCGGAGUACUUCCAGGCUAUGCGAGUCAAAAUGAUUUCAGUGGACUUUGAAGAAGAAAGAUUAAGAACUGCGUUUCGUGUUCUUGAUACUAACCAGAUGGAUUCAUCACACGCGAAGAAUUAAGACACGCUAUUUCAGCAAGUGGUAACCCUUUGUCUGAAGAUGAGAUAGAUGGUAUUAUAAAGAGAGCCGACAAAAAUCAAGAUGGAAAAAUAGAUUACAAAGAAUAUAUCGAGGCUGGUCUUAGCAAGUGCAUAUUUUGACUGAGUUUGUUGAUGCUGACAUUCUGAUUGGAUAUUUCAAGUACUUAGUGUAAAUAUUAAAUGAAUAUGCACGCCAGGAGCUGUAAUAAGUCCUUUUAAGAAAAUACUUCCAUGUGUAUAAUUAUCAAUGCAAUAUACAUACAAAAUGGUUCAACGAGUUAAAAGCAAUAUUUGUGAAUAAAAACUACGAAAGACCGGUA